This is a messenger RNA of Rhizoctonia solani, 555 nucleotides long. Its product is annotated as DDE family endonuclease. The coding region runs from base 1 to 555 and encodes 184 amino acids. The record is from RefSeq and is a predicted model, not a curated record. NCBI's taxonomy places the organism in Eukaryota, Fungi, Basidiomycota, Agaricomycetes, Cantharellales, Ceratobasidiaceae. The transcript is spliced from 3 exons.
AUGCCUAAGAGAAAAGCCCAUGUUACCCAACACACAAACAACUUGCAAACAAAUAGGGGAACACGAAGCGUCAAGAGAUUGGACACUGAUACAGGAAGCAGUAGCCCAGCACUCAGCUCCAGGCAAUCUUUGUCUUCCGGAAGUGAGUUAAUUCCCUUGACCAGCGCUAUAAGGUUAGAAAACUAUGACCAAUUGAUUUCCAAGCAUACACAUACAGAGUUGUUCAAUGUAUCACCAAGUCCCGCUAAUAUCACAAGACAUCAGCAUAGUGUUGCUCUUGAGACUCAGGCAGAAGACAAGAUUGUGCUGGAAAACCCACCUUACAACAUGAAAGACUGCAAUCCUUCAGACAAUCAGCAUUUUCACAGUCUGGCAGAGGACAAGGAGGACAAGGCACUGGAUUUACCUUCUCUGGACGCAGAAGAUCUGGACAACAAAGAUGCUACCAAAGAAACCAAGGCGUCAAAUCAAAAGCCAAUCUCCCAUAAUGAAGCUGUCAAAAUUGUUGGUAGACUUAGAAAUAUUAUUAAUAACUUACUUCACGGGCACAGAUAA